Messenger RNA from Capsella rubella, 1363 nucleotides. Its product is annotated as calumenin-B. Bases 86 to 1126 code for a protein of 346 amino acids. Gene Ontology annotation, molecular function: calcium ion binding. NCBI's taxonomy places the organism in Eukaryota, Viridiplantae, Streptophyta, Magnoliopsida, Brassicales, Brassicaceae. Gene Ontology annotation, cellular component: endoplasmic reticulum. The record is from RefSeq and is a predicted model, not a curated record. The transcript has 5 exons.
AAUAAAGCAAAAAGAAAACAAAAUUAGCAAUCUUCGUUCCCUUUUCAUCUUUUCUCUAUAGAACCCCACCUUGGGCUACCGGAAAAUGGCCAAGGUGGUGGUUUACGGCGUUCUAACCGCCACCUUCAUUGUCCUCAUUCUCCUCCUUGCUCCGGAAAAGCAAAACCAGACUGAAUAUAUUGAGGGUCUUAUAAGCCGCCGCAUCGGGCGCAGGCUUGAAAUGCCUGUGUUUGACCCUCUGGUAACCCGGAUUGAGAGGCUGUCUCAUGAGAAGGAAGCUCAUACAAAUACCGUGGAGGCUGCCAAGGAGGACAAAGAUGAUAUGUUUGAGGAGUAUUUUGUACAAGAGAGAAAGCUUAACACGACAAUGAGGAUCAAGUUCUUGUUUCCUCUGCUUGACGCAUCACCAAGAGAUGGGUUUGUGAGCUUGAAAGAGCUUCAGACAUGGAUGAUGCAGCAGACAGAGGACAAUAUGGGUUACAGAACCGCCAAAGAGCUCGAUCUACAAGAUAAGGACAAAGAUGGUGUCAUAACCUUUGAAGAGUACCUGCCUCAAUUCUCUAAGCAAGACAUUGAGAAAAACGAGAAGGGUCACGGUGAAGCUGGUUGGUGGAUGGAGCAAUUCAAGAAUUCCGAUUUUGACCAUAAUGGCUCUCUCGACAUUGAAGAGUUCAACAACUUCUUGCACCCUGAAGACAGCAGAAACGGAGAUACUCAAAGAUGGGUUCUAAGGGAGCGAAUGACGGGCAUGGACACGAACGGUGAUGGGAAGCUAGAGUACAAAGAGUUUGUCGUGAACGCAUACGAAAUGUACAAAGAGUUCGCAAAGUUCGAGAAAGAGGAGGAUGAGAAUGUGCCAACGGCUCAGCUUCUGUUCGCAGAACUGGACAGGGACAAAGACAGGUUCCUCGUGGCCGAUGAGCUUCGACCCAUCUUGCAAUAUCUUCAACCUGGUGAAAUGAGCUACGCCAAAUACUACUCUACUUUCCUUUGUCACGAGGCGGACGAGGAUAAAGAUGGUAAACUAUCACUUGAAGAGAUGUUGCACCACGAAGAUGUGUUUUACAAGGCAGUUCAUCACGAAGACUUGGACGAAGAAGACUAUUUUGAUCAUGAUGAACUCUAAUUUUUGUGUAUUUUUCCUCCUUCAAAUUGUAAUCACAAUUUUUUCGUUUAAUUGACCUCUUAAUUCGUCUCGUCUAGAUUGGUAAUGUUAGCUAGGCUACGAGAUUACGUGCAUAAAGUCCGCCGUGGUUACGUAGAUAAAUGACUUUUGAAGUGUGCACAUUUUGCUACAUGCCGUUCUUUAUGUUUCUUUUGUAUCCUUUUGCCGCGGAGUUUUGUUUACAAUCUCCAUUGUUGA